Molecule: messenger RNA, 5611 nt
Organism: Neoarius graeffei (lesser salmon catfish)
Lineage: Eukaryota; Metazoa; Chordata; Actinopteri; Siluriformes; Ariidae
Gene: sema6a
Product: sema domain, transmembrane domain (TM), and cytoplasmic domain, (semaphorin) 6A
Exons: 19
Coding region: 227-3130 (967 amino acids)
Biological process (GO): positive regulation of neuron migration; axon guidance; negative chemotaxis
Molecular function (GO): semaphorin receptor binding; chemorepellent activity
Source: RefSeq, a predicted model, not a curated record
UCAUCUCCCAAAUAGGAUGAGCAGCCAGUGUGCUGGAGGCGCCGCGGAUGGUCCGGACCGAUUCGCUGUUAGUUUUUUGGAGCUUUCUUUGUUCACUUUCAGUUGGUCUUGGCGGACUGUCUUGUUUCCACACGAGACGGAUUUCCAAUGGAUAUUCCCGUGUGAAGAAGGAGCGCGCGCGUUACCACGGCUGAAGUAAAGACAUAGUGAGGAGCCAGUGCAAAAAAUGAGGUCGGAGGUCUUGUUGCUGUAUUUCACCCUGCUACAGAUGGCUGGGGCUGCCUUCCCAGAGGACUCGGAGCCAAUCACUAUUUCACAUGGCAACUAUACAAAACAUUAUCCAGUGUUUGUUGGACACAGACCAGGAAGGAACAACACACAACGGCACAAAUUGGAUAUUCAGCUGAUCGUCAUAACGAAUCGGACUCUUUAUAUAGCCGCAAGGGAUCACAUAUAUACAGUGGACAUCGAAACAGCCAACACGGAGGAGAUCUUUUUCAACAAGAAACUGACAUGGAAGUCCAGGCAACCUGAUGUGGAUACCUGUAGAAUGAAAGGAAAGCACAAGGACGAAUGCCACAAUUUCAUCAAGGUCCUUCUCCAGCAAAAUGAUGACACCUUGUUUGUGUGUGGGACCAAUGCAUUCAACCCUUCUUGUCGAACCUACAAGACGGACACACUGGAUGCACUUGGGGAGGAGAUUAGUGGAAUGGCUCGGUGCCCGUAUGAUGCCAAGCAUGCCAACAUGGCCCUGUUUGCUGAUGGAAAGUUGUACUCUGCUACGGUCACUGAUUUUCUGGCCAUCGAUGCCGUUAUUUAUCGUAGCCUGGGAGACAGCCCAACACUGCGCACAGUAAAACAUGAUUCAAAAUGGCUGAAAGAGCCCUACUUUGUUCAGGCAGUGGAUUAUAGGGACUUCAUUUACUUUUUCUUUCGAGAAAUUGCUAUGGAAUACAACACCAUGGGAAAGGUGGUCUUCCCACGAGUGGCGCGUGUGUGUAAAAAUGACCGUGGUGGCUCACAGCGUGUCCUGGAGAAACAGUGGACAUCUUUCCUGAAAGCUCGCCUCAACUGCUCCAUUCCAGGAGAUUCGCACUUCUACUUCAACAUCCUGCAGGCCGUCACUGACGUCAUCCACAUCAAUGGCCGUGAUGUUGUCAUGGCCACUUUCUCCACACCAUUUAACAGCAUUCCAGGCUCGGCUGUGUGCGCCUACGACAUGGCGGACAUCGCCACAGCUUUCACUGGCCGUUUCAAAGAGCAGAAGUCACCUGAGUCGACCUGGACACCCGUACCUGACGAGAAAGUUCCCAAGCCCAGACCAGGCUGCUGUGCUGGAACACCAUCAGCAGAGAAGUACAAAGUGUCCAACGAGUUUCCAGACGACACACUAAACUUCAUCAAGAUGCACCCAUUGAUGGAUGAGGCCGUACCCUCCAUUGCCAACCGGCCCUGGUUUCUCAAGACGAUGGUUCGAUAUCGGCUCACUCGCAUUGCAGUGGAUAAUGCCGCCGGGCCUUAUCGUAACUAUACCAUUGUUUUCCUGGGCUCUGAGAGGGGCAUCAUCCUUAAGUUCCUGGCUAAAAUAAGCAGUGGCUUUCUGAACGACAGCCUCUUCCUGGAGGAGCUGAGCAUCUAUAACCCAGAGAAGUGCAGCAUUGACGGGGUGGAUGACAAGCGCAUCAUCAGCAUGCAGAUCGACAGCAAGAGUCACUCACUCUUCGUGGCAUUCACAUCUUGUGUGGUUAAGGUGCCACUGUCACGCUGUGAGCGACAUGGGAAGUGCAAAAAAUCCUGUAUCGCCUCCAGGGAUCCAUACUGCGGCUGGGUGUCGGAAGGCACGUGCCGAGAAAUCACAAGCACAAAAUGGCCGUUCGAGCAGGACGUGGAGCAGGGCAACACAGAUGGACUGGGAGACUGCCAAAACUCCUUUGUGGCUCUAAAUGGCCACUCCACCUCUUCUCUCAGCACUGUGCAUCCCAAAGAUCCCCCUGAACCUACUGAUAAGAGGGACCCUUAUAUUGCAGUGCCCUCUCUAACCCAGCAUGAGUCCACCGGCGUGAUUCGUGAGAGCUUCCAGAAGGGUCGUGAUCAGAUGGUGCCCAUCACUCUACUAGCUGUGGCUGUGGUCCUGGCAUUUAUCAUGGGUGCUGUCUUCUCUGGUAUUGUGGUCUACUGUGUGUGUGACCAUCGCCGGCGCCAUCUUGAGCUCUCUGCACGCAAAAAAAACAAGGAGGCUGUGAACUCCAGGCGAGGCUCCAUGAACAGUGUCACCAAGCUGACAGGCCUAUUCGAGACGCAAGCCAAAGAUGGCCGACCCGAGGCCAUCCUCGCUCCUCUGAUGCACAAUGGUAAGACACUCAUCAAAGCCGAGGAGCAGCAGCACCUGGACCUGGUGGCACUUCCCACACCUGAAUCAACACCCAUGCAGCUGCGCCGCAAGCCCAGCCGUGUCAGCCGGGAUUGGGAGAGGAACCAGAACCUAAUCAAUGCCUGUGCCAAAGAGCUGGCCUCCAUGGGCUCACCUAAUGUCUUAAUAGGCACUGACCUGCCACUGAGAGCGUCUCCAGGCCACAUCCCCAGUGUCGUGGUGCUACCUUUACAACAGCACCAGCAGGUCUACCAGCACCAGCAUGAGUAUGUAGAGCAGCCACAUCGCACAGAUUUGCCUGAUGAUCAAGCAGCCACACUGGAGUACAAAGCAAUGAAGAGCCCAUGCCACACUGUCAUGGUGGAUUCAGAUGUGGUGCCACCCCGUGUGCCCCAAAGGGAGGCCUCAUUAGCAGCUGUGGUUCCUCCAGCUGUUCCUCAGAUGGGCAAGAGGCUAGAUAUGUACUGUCGUGGAUACCCAAUGGGUCUAAAGAAACAGCAACACAACACCAAUUCAUCCAAUUCCUCUCACUUGUCAAGGAAGCGCAGCUUUAGCCGUGCUGAGACACCACCCCCGGCUCCACAGAGGCUUGACUCCAUGCACGUUUCUUCUCCUUCAGGCCUUUCACGUCAUUCCAGCUUGAGUUCAUAUGGCUCGUUGCCUCGCUGCAGCUCCAGGCAUCGCAAACCAGACGUCCCACCCAAGCCUUCACAGUUCGCCCUCUCUGGGAAAGUUAAGUGUAGCGACUCUGGGACAUAAUCAGUGCAACUUGGUCAGGGGAACAUGAAACCUGUGUUGUACAGCUGUGUACAGGAAGUGCUCACUGUUUUUUUAAGAAAACACACAAAAUAAACAUUUUUCACAUAAAUGUACGUGUUUAACUCAGGCUGCUGAUUCCCUCAUGGUGAAAGAUGUAAACACCUGCUACAAGAAAGAGAGGGACUCUCAAAUCUCUUGUCACUGAGCCAGAUUUUGUUAUUUUGCUCAGUUUUUUAAGACAACAGUAUGCCAGGCUGAGGACAUGACCAUGUCGCAACUGGCGUUUUCUUUACAGCCUGCCAAAAGCACAUUGUGCAUCAUAGAGAGGAGUGUAAUUGCAUAGUUCUAAAGCUGGGAUAUACUCCAGUUAGAGAAAAAACAAUACACAUGUACAACAGCAAUCUCAGUCUUGAACAACAGCUGGUUUACAAAGGAAAACUGUGAAGUAAAAUUAAAAAAAAAAAUGAAAUGCCUCUCUCAGUGUUGCAGCUACAGGACACAGCAAUCAAGUUCUGCCUUCAGUGAGGUCUGAAAAAUUGUCUACUGUAACAGGUGACUGAAUAACCCAUGACUGUUAGUACUAAUAGCUGGUUGUAUUUAUUUUUUAAUAAGUGCUUUUGAAGAAAGACUGACACUUUUUAGACUCAGAGAGAGAGAGAGAGAGAGAACUUUUUAAUUUUUAAUUAAUUAUGUAAAAUUAUUUAAAGUCAUUCAACUGGAGCCAGUACAACUCAUUGAAGCAAAGUCCUCUAACUUUUCAGAUGUUUCGAAGUGAGCUAUGGAGGGAAUUAAGACCUCUGAGGAACUUUCCCAGAGGAGUUCGAGAAAUGUUAAGAUCAAGGUUCACACCAAGAUGAAUCUCCCUUUGUGAAAAAUACAUUGAAGAGGAAAGAAAAUCAAACAAUCCUCAAACUGGAGCUCCUUAAACACACCUUCACUUCUCCAUGUGCAUCCUCAUUCAGCACUGUGGAUUGUGUCAGCAACCUCUAUUCCUAAUGGCCAUAGCUUCACUGAGUGCCAUUCUGGCUCACGUUUUGCAUGGAAGUGUGCAAAGACUGAGCUGAGGAAGAACGUCAAGAAAAUACCCAUAUUAUUUGCAACACAAAUGGAUGGAUGCUGGCGCAUGGCCAGUAUGGCUGAAAGGUAUAAUUUCAUAAUCUCAUCUUCAUACAAACCCUGUUAUUGAAUUACAUGUUUGAUAGCCUGUUUUUUGUUGUUUGUUUCUUCCAUGUGUAAAUUUGUGCCUUACACCCCUGAGUAGUGAAGAGUUUGUUAGGUGUUAACUGUUACCUAGUAGUCCUUAUGAUUAUGUAUUUUCCUUGUUUGAUAAAAAAAAAAAAGCAACUAAAGAAUGUAGGUAUUCUUGUUGUUCAUUCUGGUCACUUUGGAAAUAUUGGGUGGGCAGGGCUAACCACACAACAUAUUUUGUAACUGAUUUCUAAAUGUGCCAAUGAAACACUUGAAAGCAGCCCCUUUGUUGUGCUAGCAGUGCUGUCAGUGUUGUUAUUUUGUUUUUCAUUUUUUUGUUGUUUUUUCAGGGGCUGGUCAUGUUCUUACUUUUGCUUCACAAUUUGAAGAUUAACUGUAUAUUCUUGGGAAAGUCUCCUUAGUUCUGGCUGGUACUAUGUUUUUAAAAUGGCUAAUUGGCUAAACAGAUGAAAUUCAGCUUCUUAAAGUCUAAUUUCUCUCAGCAAAUGACACCAAGCUCUUAAUAUACAUGUUGAAAUCGAGUUUCGAGGCAGGAAAUACAGGCUGGCUCCUGUGGAAAGAAAAGCACUUGAAUAAUAUUAGGGAACAAUUUAAUGCUUUUGAUGUUUAUGACAGAUGCCAACUAAUAUAAUUUCCUAACUAUAGCAUUAUUAUGUACAAUGAGGGUUUUAAUCAGAUUCAUCAGAUUUGAGUAUUUAACUACUUCCCUGAAACAUUUUAUAGCUCAAAAUUUCCACAAAUGAUCAAAACACUCACCUAGUCUAGUCUAGGUAGACUGGCAUAGAUUGGAAAUUACUGCAUUUCCUAUCAGCAGUUCCUUCCAAUAUGGAAGUUACUCGUCAGUCAGAGUGAAGGGUAGCAGGAUUUGCCCCUUCCUCUCCUCUACUCAUAUGUUACUUGGACUAACAUGUACAUAGGUUCAGACUGCAUUGGCUGUCUCGGAUCAGAUUAGGAGUAGUGAAGGGCCACUCCGACUCACUCACUUAUUUUCUGAGUAAUGAAUGUUGGCCUGUGGUUUUUGAUGCUGAUUGCGGACAGUGGGCUCUUUGGCGUGCCUUUUGUUUUUGACCCCGUCUGCUACACACUGCUAGAGGUGAACAGAGAUGGACAUUCCAAAAUCGCUUGAAGUUUAUACACUUGUAAAAUAUUGUUCUGUCACAAGGUUUUUUCCUUGUCUUUCUCCAACCUCCUUAACAUCUGAUUCAUAAGUAAAUGUAUGUUGUAAAGACAUUCUCUUUAAUAAAUGAAAAAAGCUAAUAAAAACAUUUAAAA